UACGCACUUUAUCAAACACAUCAAAUGAACUGUCUUGAUUCCAGUGCUAGGAGAACGGAGUUGACUUUUGUGUGUGUUUUUUAAUGGUUUAGGAAACAAACAUAUUUUCUUACAAUUAUUUCACAGCUAUAUUUAUCUUCAAGACAUGAUCUUCAACGCAAUCUGCAGAUCUCGUGCCGCUUUUGGUACUUUUGUAGGCCAAUUGCAGAGAUCUGCACUAAAUUCAGCAAGCUGGAGGAAUUUGUGUAGUAAACCACAUGACGCGUCAGUGCCAACACAAGCAGGGUUCAAAACGCCCGGCUACAGUCCGUCUGAGAUGGACAAGAAGAUUCUUGUGUGGUCCGGACGCUUCAAAUCCAAGGAGCAGAUCCCAGAGCUCGUGUCAUUUGAGAUGAUUGAUGCAGCCAGGAACCGACUGCGUGUUAAGGCCUGCUAUGUCAUGAUAGUUCUGACGAUUGGAGGCUGCAUCUGGAUGGUCGUCCUGGGAAAACAGGCUGUAAAUCGCCAUGACAACCUGACCAGCAGAAACAUGGAGAAAAAGGCUCGGUUGAGAGAAGAGGCACAGAAGGAACUAGAUGUGGCAGCGUCUCUGAUUGAGAAAAAACCACAGUGAGGAGCUUCCACCCCAAAACAGGAACCCUAAAAUCUGUCACGUGUUCAUGGUUCAAAAAGCAUCACAUAUCCUGAAAUAACUACAUGGUAGCGCAGUCAUGUUCCUGCAUUGUUGGAAAGUGUUGAUCAUCUGCUCGAUUAUUGUUAAUAUAUAUUUGUUUCACAGAUAGAGAAUUGAGUAAAAAAAAAAAAAAAGAGAGAAUUCCUCUGUUAUCUGUGUCACUUUUCUUGCUCUUGUUUUCUUUGUCAUAAGCGAGGCAAAAUGACUGCAAAGCCAGAUCCUUAGAGCAAAUUACCUUUCCACUUCCUUGUAAUCAGAGUGUGUUUGAGCGAGCAGUGCAAGGAAAGAGGUUACAAGUGUGGACUGAGGUUUUUAAUUUAAAUAUGAACACUUUUGGAAAUGAUACACUAAUGACACCAAGUACUGACAUAAUGCCGUUCUGAACCGCCGGAUUAGUGGCAGAUUGGGAAUAUUUUAAAAAUGUGCCAUGAGAACACAUUCCUAAGGCUGCUUACCUUUCCCCCUUUCUACUGCAGCCCUGAACAUUAUUCUCCAUCUUUCAUCUUCUGAAAGAAAACAAGUAAGUAUCAGAUCUGACCGGUAUCCAGAGCCCUGAAUAGGGUUGGGCGAUAUGAUGAUAUAAUAUUGAGAUCGUGAUAAACUAUAAUAAAAAUACAUUUCGUUUUGGA
Messenger RNA from Ictalurus furcatus (blue catfish), 1302 nucleotides. RefSeq names its product family with sequence similarity 162 member A (gene fam162a). NCBI's taxonomy places the organism in Eukaryota, Metazoa, Chordata, Actinopteri, Siluriformes, Ictaluridae. Gene Ontology annotation, cellular component: mitochondrion. The transcript is spliced from 5 exons. Gene Ontology annotation, biological process: neuron apoptotic process; positive regulation of release of cytochrome c from mitochondria; cellular response to hypoxia. The coding region runs from base 146 to 613 and encodes 155 amino acids. The record is from RefSeq and is a predicted model, not a curated record.